Molecule: messenger RNA, 1017 nt
Organism: Adineta ricciae
Lineage: Eukaryota; Metazoa; Rotifera; Eurotatoria; Adinetida; Adinetidae
Source: the annotation of a GenBank genome assembly
AUGGACGAUAAACGUGGGCAUCAAUUUAAGCCAGAAGAUGAUGUACAAGGACCGGCAUACAGUGCUCCACACUUUGUUGGCUUCAACAAUCAAACUUUCGAUCGACAUCCGACUGGUGACGCUAUUCUGUUCAAAAAUUCAUCCGCACAAUUCGAAAUACAUAUUCGUAAUCAAAAAGUGUCUUUCCACUCAAAUUCAAGCCCGGCAGUUAUCAAAGCCAUCGCUAUUCGUGUUGGUGAUGAGAUUAUUCAGUACGCUGUAGAUCGUACUUUUCAGAUUGAUGGUAAACCGCACAAAUUAGAUGGUAUUGGUAUAGCCACUCCGAAAACACGCACCACGAUCAUUGAAGAAAAUAAAAAUACGUUCCAUGUGUAUACUACUAUUGGUCAUAAAGUAACCGUUUAUAACAGUUACGGUUAUAAUUUAAAUAUAACACUGAAACUACCUCGAGAGCAAGCUGUAAAUGGUGAACCUAGUCUUCUUGGCCAACUCAACGGAAAAUACGGGGAUAUUAUUGUUCCCACAAAAAGCUUUAUCUCUAUUGAUCAAAUAAACGAUACACAACGAGCUGCUGCUGCUAGGAGAAUCACUAAUAACGUGGAUGUAAGUAAGGAGGAAUUAACAAGACGUGCCGAAGAACUUUUGGCCCAACGAGGAAUCACUCAUGCGCCUACAGUUAAGAAUCUGGUAUAUGAUUAUUUGCAUAUUCCAGCUGAAAUACGUGACCAAGUCAUUGCAGAAAAUAUACCACAAGUUAAAGAACAAAUUACAAAGCGAGAAGAACUAGUGGAAAAACAAAAACAAGCGGGUUACGAUUAUUGUUCUCUCAAUGCUAUCAAAGGUCAGGUACAAGAAGAACAAGAAGAAGACGGAUAUCUUGAAAAACUCGAAAAAAGAAUUACUCAACUGGAGAGAAACAUGGCAAUGAUAUCAAUUACAACACCAAAUGCUGGAAAACGUCGAUUGGAAAAUCUAGAAGCAAGAAUUCUCGAACUCGAAAAACAAUUUGCGAAAUAA